AAAUUCGAAUUUCCAAAUUAUUUAUAUCUUUAAUCAAAACAAGUAAACAAGUCUAUCUGUCUCAGCUGUGCCACAGCAGUUUACUUGUUGUAUCAUAAACAAGAUGGCAGCACUAUAGACUAACUUUCGAAUAAAAUAUUCUAGAAAGUUAGGUUAAAGAUAUUUAAAAUUUCUAUAUCAAACUUAAGUUUAUCAAGUGCUCGAUUUUAUCGCUUGUUUGUUUAUCAAAAAGCAAUGCAUUGAAUCUUUAAUUCUAUUUUAUUUAAACAAUGUGCAUCAAUGCCCAGCAUUUAUUAUUUUAAUUUUUACUAAAAUUGUGUUAAAUUGAUAUUGUUUCUCACCAAUUUCACUACUGACGAAUAUUUGAUGUUUGUUUAAAAGCAAUAGAACACGUGACUUAAAAAUUCAAAUUCGACUGAACUACAAUCAUUUAGCGUUGGCAUGAUGGUCAACUUAUCGCUAUUUUUUCACAGGAUAUUAUUGAACUGUUUAAUUUCAGAUGUUAUAAAUUCGAUGUGACGUGAAUAUUCAAAGUUAUUUUUUAAAUCGUAGACAUAAUUAUUAUCCAAGCCUAAUUUUGCCCAGUGGAGAUAAAUUUCUUUUUUAACGUAAUAUUUUGAAAGGUUAUUUUAAUUCCAGCAGUCUGGAAAGCUUCGAAGUCUCUCUGCAAGCAAUAAAAUGUAUAAUUUUGAGUCAAUUCGUAAAAUAAACCUGGGAGAAAAUCCUAACUCGUCCACCAGUAACCAAUUUUAUCGAAGUAUAAUUAGAAAUGUUACACCUCUUUAUGGUUAUAUAGAUAAUUUAUCACAUUUUAAUCAUAUGCCCAAUCGUUCUCAGAUUCGUAAUUCAUUCUUUCCAUUUCAUCUUAAUCCUACACCAGCUUGUAGUCGUAUUGAUAAUUCACUCAUUCCAUCGCAUCUUAAUCAAAUCAAUCCUCCUUCAUGGGAAAUAAAAAACGAAAUUCCUAUGGAUGAUUCAUUAACGCAUAGAAACCUUUUAAAUUCAACUUCUGAAAUUUUAAAGGAUAAUUCUACAGAAAUUAAUCUACAGAGCCCUGCUCUUUUGUAUGCACCAGAAAAUCCUGUGAGUAUCACUUCUAGUAAUUUAUAUAGAUCAACAGAAAAUGAAUCUACAUCAACAAGUGCUAUGAAACUGGAUUUGCAGAGAUUAGUGGAGAAUGAUUCUACAUCAACAAGUGCUUUGAAACUGGAUUUGCAUAGAUUAGUUGAGAAUGAUUCUGCAUUAACAAGUGCUAUGAAGCGGGAUUUGCAUAGAUUAGUAGAUAAUGAUUCUACAUCAACAAGUGAUAUGAAACUGGAUUUGUAUAGAUUAGUUGAGAAUGAUUCUACAUCAACAAGUGUUGUAAGUAUAACAAUGCAAGAGAGUAAUCCGGAACUAAAUUAUAUGAAUUUUUGUUCUAGUUUAGAAACUAACAAAGUUAUGCUGCCUGAUUGUGUUAUCAAAAUUGAAAAUGAUACUUUUAGUUGUUCCAAGAGUGAAAAUGAUAUCAAUAAUGCAGGAUAUUGCGAUAUGCCAUUAAUUUCUCGAAAGCAAAAGGCAAAAUAUUCUAAGCCCUAUCAAUUUAUUGACCCUGAAUCUUUUGAUACAAUUAGCAAUGUUGUUGUAGAAAAUGUUUUUAGCUUGAAAGACAAUGAGAAAAUCAGUAAUGAUUGUCACUUUUACGAAAAAAAUUUGUGUUCUCGCUUUUCUAAAAACACUUACAAAUGCAGCUUUUGUUCAAAAUUUUUUAAUCUCAAAGUUAUUUUAAAUGCUCAUAUACUUAGAGAUCAUAAAACGAAAAGAUUUCAGUGUCAUAACUGUUUAAGGAAUUUUAAUUCCAAAACUGAAUGUAAGGUACAUUUUAUAACUACUCACAUGUAAUUAUUGCUUUAAAAGUUUUAAGAAAAAGUUUAUUCUUAUUGAACAUUAUCAUACAUUCCAUAAAAUCACUGUUCUGUUUUGGCAUGAAAGGCAAUUAAGUAAUAAUGAUAAUUUUAAAUCUAUUAGGAGUAAAAAUGGCUGAAACAAACCAGUUUGCCCACUGUGUCGCUCUGAAUGUUGGUCAAAAAUAAAUUUGAUGAGGCACUAUAGUAAAGUUCACAGGAUUCACUUUAGAGCUGUUUGCAUUGUAUACAAUAAAAACUGUUUUUAUUUCGGUGUUCUUAAGAAUCAUUACCAACACCAUUGUCUUUGUCCAUUUUAUUGUUGUGACUGUAAAAAACUUUUCCAAACUAUGUCCUCAUUUAAACUUCAUAACUGUAAAAUUGCGAUUGAUAGUGGAGCUUAUUCUUGUUUUAAACUUAAGCAUAA
Messenger RNA from Parasteatoda tepidariorum (common house spider), 2310 nucleotides. The record is from RefSeq and is a predicted model, not a curated record. Lineage: Eukaryota; Metazoa; Arthropoda; Arachnida; Araneae; Theridiidae.